GCCGGGCGGGGCGGGCGGUGCGGCCCGCGGGGCGAUGCCGGGCAGGAAGUCGGCCAAGGAGAAGAAGCGGCGCCGCUCGCGGUCCUGCUGCCCGGAGGGAGCCGCGGGGGCGGGCGGCAGCGAGAGGAAGCGGCGGAGCACCGAGUCCAGCCACGAUGCCGUGGAGGAAGCAAAAUGCAAUGUACCAACUGGAGAACAACCAGAAGAAGCUGAACAACCCAGUGAUAUAGAAGAAGGAGGAUUAGAUCUCAGUGUGUCUCUCAAACCUGUCAGUUUCUACAUCGCAGACAAAAAAGAAAUGCUUCAACAGUGUUUUUGUGUCAUAGGAGAGAAAAAACUACAGAAGAUGCUGCCUGAUAUUUUAAAGAGCUGUUCCAUGGAUGAAAUCAAAAGGCUUUGCUUGGAGCAGUUGGAGCUGUUAUCUGAAAAAAAACUGUUGAAGAUACUAGAAGGCAAGAUUGGAGCUGAUUCUGAUACUGAUGAGGAGGCAGAUGGAGGAGACAAGACUGGAGGUGAAUCAGUCAGUCAGCAGGAUAACAGUAUAGACUCUACUUCUUCUCUGAGAGAAGAAAACAAGCUGGAAGGUCAGGAAUCAAAACAAGGCAAGGGAGAAGAUAGUGAUGUCCUCAGCAUAAAUGCAGAUGCAUAUGAUAGUGACAUAGAAGGCCCAUGCAAUGAAGAAGAUGGCCCAGAUAUGCCAGAAAAUGGUAUAAGAAGUGGAGCUGGUCAGAUAGAUGACCUUGAGAAGGACAUUGAGAAAAGUGUGAAUGAGAUACUGGGAUUGGCAGAGUCCAGCCCAAAGGAGCCUAAAGCAGCAACUUUAGCUGUUCCUCCAUCAGAAGAUGUUCAGCCAUCAGCACAGCAGCUGGAGCUUCUGGAGCUUGAGAUGAGAGCCAGAGCUAUUAAGGCUCUGAUGAAAGCUGGCGAUGUAAAAAAACAGCCCUAAGAUUGUUUAGAUUUGAUUUUAAGUAGUUGUUUUGAAGGAUGUGAUGUCUGUUCUUUUCAGUGCUAAUGUGUAUUUGGGUUGGGUAUGACAUUCCUCAUUAAAACUCUUCUGAGUAUCCUGACCUGUGGCUUAAGCCAUUGGUAGUUGAUUUUACUGUCUUCAGUGUGCUGCUUCCAUGACAUGCACAGACAGAAUGGCUUGAUGCUUCACUGAUAUCAGAUCUCAUUGUGCUGGGUUAUCUCCUCAACCUGGUGCCUUCCAGAAGGGUCAGGAGAAUCAGUUAUCAAUUUUAUUUAUUAGUAACUGGUUAAACUACUUGAGGAACUUGAUUUAUAUGUACUUCAUUAAAAAUACCAUUUAGAAGAGUCUUUUGUCAUGUGUCUGCCUUCAGCAGUCUGUGAUGGGAUUCAAGAUUGCUUAUUUCUCCUUGAGGCCCAGCUCAUCAUAAUGUAGCUAUGCUAGUUAAAAUGAAUGAUGAUUCACCUAAAAGCAUAUAUAAUUUUUAGAAAGCUGAAUUCCUAAAGGGAGGAUUUUUUUCCUUUCAAAUAAACAAUUGAACCAUGUUAUUUGCAGAGUUAUUAAAGUGCCUGAAAGUGACAGAUACCAGAGUUUUUAUACAGUUGGUCAUGUAAUUUUGUCAGUUGUGUUCACUGUUUAUCUUCUCUGUCAUAACUGAAAUAAAAAAAAACAUUUUUUCUUGA
This is a messenger RNA of Apus apus (common swift), 1647 nucleotides long. It is a transcript of the gene CAAP1, whose product is annotated as caspase activity and apoptosis inhibitor 1. NCBI's taxonomy places the organism in Eukaryota, Metazoa, Chordata, Aves, Apodiformes, Apodidae. The transcript is spliced from 6 exons. The record is from RefSeq and is a predicted model, not a curated record. Bases 35 to 946 code for a protein of 303 amino acids.